GCCGCGCCGCGCGGGGAGGGCAAGCAGGUGUUGGAGAGUGCGGUGAUGAAAUGGCACAAUUCCCUGCAGAGCCCUGGAUUCCAGUGUAAACGGUGCUUGGACAGCUGUAGGAACGGCCAAACAAGAGGUCACUGACACUUCCUUCCUCCUGUUGCUGAGGUCUGCACAGCAGCUGUUUCAGUGUUGUCGUGAAAGUGCUCGGUUCUCGUUUUCCAGACUGAACAGUUAAACGGAGCUUGACCUGAGCUUUGGGUCCCCGUGCGCGGUUCUCUUUGAGCAUGGCUCUGCAUGGAGCAAGGUACUCCCUGGAUUGUGAAAGGAGGGUGAGCGAAGACCUGGACAGUGAACCCAGGAAGCAGUUCUUCACAUGAUGGGAUCUUUGGGUAACCACAAUGCCCAUCACUCAAGAAAAUGCUCUGCUCUUUCUCCCCCUCCUGUAUCAGUGGCUGCAAAACAACCUGCGGGAAGAGGUGGAAGGGUCAGAGCAGAGGCUGUGUCAUUCUGCCAUUCAGAAGCUGAGAGAGUAUAUUCAGUUGAAUUUUUCUGUGGAUGAGAGCAAACUGCAGCAUGGCAGUCCCAGCACUUUAGACAUGGAAAUCUGCACUGUACACCUGACCAAGGAGCUGGAGAAGGCUGAGGCACUCGGGUUAAGUUUUCCUGCUUUUGGAGACUAUGGAGAGAAACGGAGAGGAGGAAAAAAGAGGAAGGGGCAUAAAGGCCCUGUGUUGGAUGUGGGAUGUAUCUGGGUAACUGAUUUAAAGAAAAACAGCCCAGCGGGGAGAUGUGGGAAAGUGCGACUGAGAGAUGAGAUUCUUUCCCUGAAUGGACAGCUAAUGGUUGGCGUGGAUGUCAGUGGGGCAAGUUACUUGGCUGAGCAGUGCUGGAAUGGCGGCUUCAUCUACCUGAUCAUGUUGCGUCGCAUUAAGCGAAAAGCCCCUCUUCCUCCAUCAAAUGGCAACAACAGCAAUAGCUGUGAACCCAAAGCAAAGCCUACCUCAGAACCAAGUGACAGAACUGCUCAAAAUGGGAAACGCACGAGAAAGUUUGGGGUCAUUGCCAGAACAUCAGCCAGUAAAGAUGGCAAGGAAAGCAAAGGCAGCCAGACCUCAGAGAAUGAGAAUGGACACUGCCCCCCUAUGGAGGUGGAUGCUCCACAGCCGGAGGCAUCAGAAAUGGAGAGCAGCAUGGAGGAACAGUUUCAAAGCAAAGGACAGUAUAGGUCUCGUCUUUCCGAUGGCAGCAUUCCAGACUUCAGAGCAGGUGACCUGCCUACACAGCGAGAAGGUUGCCGCAUAUGGAAGAUGCACAUAGUGAAGGGGACAGAUGGCCUGGGAAUCCAGAUUACAGGAGGCCGAGGGUCAAAGCGAUCACCUCACGGCAUCAUUGUUGCGCACGUGGAAGAAGGAGGCUCUGCACACAGGGAUGGUAGAUUGACAUCAGGUGAUGAGCUCCUAAUGAUCAACAGUCAAUCCUUGGUUGGACUCUCACAUCAGGAAGCCGUGGCCCUCCUUCGAUCGGCAGUUGGUCUAGUGCAGUUGGUGGUGGCAAGCAGGGAAACUACUGAAGCAGACUGUCUCAAGUAUCCAUCUACCAGUUUGCCAGACCUGCUUAGCAGCUGUGCAGUCCAGGAUACUGCGUUUUUCACUGAUAACAAAGAGAAUGAAAAGCCAGAGGAGGAAGAUGUCAAAGGAGGGAGUACAUCUCCCGAAGUGCAGGGUGCUGUGACAGAAACAGAUAAAUUGCAAGAUCCUGCGUGUGUGGAAGCAUCCAAAGAGAACAGCCAAAGUCCAAAUAUGGGGAGUGGCAUAUUGAAAUACAGAAGCCGAUCCCAAGGAGCUGGGUCUCGCUUAGAAUCUGUGGGCGAAGAUGAUGAACUGACAGUGGAAAAUGGUGAAUCCAGCUAUGAAAUAGCAGUGAAAUUUUCCCGCGGAGGGAGAAAACAUUCUCUUCCUCAGCAGCUUGAAGGAGCAGGAUCUCGGCAGGAUUACCAUAUUGUGAAGAAAUCUACCCGCUCUUUGAGUGCUGCCCAGGUGGAAUCUCCUUGGAGACUGACCCAGCCUUCCAUUAUUUCCAACAUUGUCCUAAUGAAAGGGCAAGGGAAGGGUCUUGGGUUCAGCAUUGUGGGAGGCCAGGAUUCUGCUCGAGGCCGCAUGGGAAUUUUCGUGAAGACUAUAUUCCCAAAUGGGGCAGCUGCUGCUGAUGGAAGACUCAAAGAAGGGGAUGAAAUCUUAGAAGUUAAUGGAGAAUCCUUACAAGGGCUGACCCAUCAGGAAGCCAUUCAAACAUUUAAGCAACUCAAGAAAGGUGUUGUGACCCUCACUGUACGCACGAGACUGCGCAGCCCAAGUCUCACCCCAUGUGCAACACCCACUUUAUUGAGCCGCUCCAGCUCCCCUAGCUCCAGUGCUAGCGGAGGAACCCCAGUAGCUGGCUCUGAAGAUGGAGACAGUUCAUCUUCAUGUCGCAAGGGCCCAGGACCAAAGGACAGGAUUGUCAUGGAUGUGACUCUCAACAAAGAGCCAGGGGUUGGGUUAGGCAUUGGUGCCUGUUGUCUCACGCUGGAAAAUAGCUCUCCGGGGAUCUACAUUCACAGCCUGGCCCCAGGAUCAGUGGCUAAGAUGGAUGGUAGAUUAAGUCGCGGCGACCAGAUUCUGGAGGCAGAUUCAGUGAGUCUACGCCAUGCAGCAUUAAGUGAAGCCUAUGCCAUUUUGAGUGAAUGUGGUCCAGGUCCAGUUAGCCUUAUCAUUAGCCGGCAUCCCAACCCAAAGGUUUCUGAACAGGAGAUGGAUGAAGCAAUAGCUCGCACAACUCUGCGUGACAGCAAGGAUGCCAGUUCCUCUCCUGUCAUGGGGUCUGUGCAAAAGAGUCCAUCCCCUAGCAUGAAGGCCAGGCAAGGAGAGCCCUCGUCGCCUCUCAGCUGGACAAUGAAACGUUUCCUGGAGCCAGCAAGUCGGCAGGGAUCUGUCAGUUCUGAAACGGAGCUUUCUCAGUACUUCUCACAAGAUGGCCCAAGCCAGCUGUCAUUUUCUGACGCUGUAGUAACAGGCUCCAGUGAUGAAGAGCAGCUCCGUCAGAAGAGUGGAAGCAGCUCUCUGGAUGACAGCUCUCUUCCUCCCAGCAAUCUAACUCCCAAAGAAGCAGGAUCCAUGAAAGCGGGUAGCCUUGCUUCUCCAAGCAAUGGAAAGCCACCUUGUCUUCUCAACAGGCAUGUGGAGUGUGUCCGACAGGGUAGCCUUAGUAGCAGUCCCAAGUCUGUCCGGAGCCCGUUUCUGCGACAGAGGAGGGUUGUUUUCUAUGAUGGUGAAGUUAGCGAUGAGGAUGAAGAUGCCCACUUUCAAAGGGGACAGGGGAACAAGGGCCAGAAAAUCACUGAGAAAGACUGUGAUAUUGUCAUCGCCACCUCUUCAGUUGAAAUUGAUGACGAGAGUCAGGAUGGUGAAUUACCUCGACACAUUGGCAGUGAAGCAUCUACUCCUCUCUAUGGCAACUCCCUGGAGUCUGAGGAUAGCACUCUGGAGCAAAUGGACUCUCCCUUCUUUCCAAUCAAAGCAUUUGAUUACUCAAGCAUGCCUGAGUUUCGCCCUGGUAACCUGUGUGUGAAGGAGCUCCGAGAGGCACAGCUCGAAUCAAAGAGAUCUCCUAAGCUGGAGCACAAAGCAGUUACAAGAGUAAAAAGUAUGAUGAGCACUGAGUGCCGUAGUCUUCCGAGACAGAAGAUUGAGGAGCACAGUCUCUGUGAUAAGCCUGUUGCAAGGGUACCUCCGCAUAGCAAAAAGACUGGUCCCGACAGCUCUGAGCAGAGCAACGUUGAAAUAGUGACUCUGGUUCGGAAUGAAGAUGAAUCCUUUGGAUUGGAUUUGGAAAUCCAAGCCACACCCUUAAGAAUUAUGAUAACAGGCUUAAGGCCAGGAGGAGCAGCUGAAAAGGACUCAGAGGGAAAGCUGGCUGUAGGAGAUGAGAUUUCUUCCAUCAACAGUGCCCCUGUCAGUGGAAUGACAUAUGAGGAAAUCUGUCUGCUUAUGCAGAAUCUCCCUACAUCUGUGACAUUUGGGGUGCAGAAAGCAGUGCCAGAUGUGGACAGACUCACAAACCUCAACAUACUUUCAGAGCCAGAUGCCCAACCCAGCAGCAGCGUUGUAGUUGAAGAAGGAAUAGCAUCUGGGAAACUAGAAAAAGGGACUCACCGGAGUGAUGGUGUAGACCUUGUCACAGAAAGAACAAUGCUGCCACCUUCCGCCACGACCAAAGAGGUGCAAGUAGGUUCUUCAGAAAUCGGCUGUGCUGAGGUCAGUGCUGUGAUUCCCAUCACGGAUAUUGAUGACUUGCUCAGCAAACUGAAUUCUUCAGAGGACAGAAGCUCUCAGUUGCCACCAAGAGCAGUGAGCCCCAUUAGAAAGGAGUGCACUGCCAAGCAUAGCUGUGGGACAGAAGAGGGUUGUCCCACUAAUUCUGAGCCAGAGAUGGUGAAGAAUGAGCUAUCUGAAAAAACUAUCAAUUAUGCGGCUAAUGCACAGGGGAUCUUGGGAUUAUCAGUGUUGGAUUCCAUUAAUACAGGCAAGCUUUUUACUGUGAAUAAAAACUGUUUAAAUAACUAUUCUAGGAAUUUUAGCAGUUUGAGUGAAGACAGUUAUUCUGGAGCUGAUUCUGUGGAAGACAGUAGAAACAGCCCAUUUCCAAAGUCUAUGUAUGGUGCUGCAGAGGACUCCCACUCGGACACAGAAUCACUCACAGAAGCUCCUGAUGCUCCUGGAGACGUUUUACUUUUGCCAUCUGUUGCUGAUAAUUCCUCAGGGACCCGUAAUGUGACAGAGUCAGAUGAGGAACAAAUUGAAAUUUGUUGCAUGAAUAAUGAGCCGCAACAGUCUGCUCAGGAGCAGUGGCUUGUGUCUGCUGCAAGCUUACCCCGGCAAUUCCCACCACAGCCACACAUUGCAAAAGUUUCACAAGCAGAGGAUUGUACAGGACAUGGUUCAUCAGAUACAAAGCUCCACAAACCUCUGUCUCUAGCAGAAGAUCAAGGGUGUCCCAUUCCCCCACAGCAUUUAAAUAGUGGAAAUAUAUUUCCCUCCACUUCCUUACACUCUCCUUCCUCAGAUACUUUAUCGGAUAAAGAUACCCUAAAAAGUUCAGUAGCUUGUGCUUUCCAUAACAAUGGUGCCUUAAGUACAGAAGACCGACUAAGCUUAGAGAUCAGUGAAAAGUCUAUGGAGUCCUGCGAAUCUUUACAAGACGAUGUAUCUUUGCAAUGCGAAAGAAUAGGUUCCUGCAUGAGUAGAAGUGUUAACAGCUUGGAGAUCCAUUUGCUAGACAAAGAACACCCUGAUAAAGAAGAGGGAUCCAAAUUUGAAAGAGAAUUGGCAGCUGAUGAUUGCAGUCACAUCGUUGGUUAUCAUUCUCUUUUGGUGAAGAACGAAACAAAUAGUUUGGCUAACUAUAAAGCAGAGGAUAAUCAUGUGCACUCUUUAUUGCAAAGAGUGACAUCCAGGUCAACCCUUUCUCCAAAAUCAAAAGAUCUAAGUAAGACUAGCACUGCUCCUGACUUGUCAGAGAAAAAUGAAAAAGUUAAUGCUGUAACUUUGGGAAGGGGUUCUAAUGCCAAAAUCCAGAGUUCCAGUACAAAUCACUUUAAAGGAGUCACUGUACCACAUACUCCUUCCUCACAGAAAAAAUCACAUCAGGAAUCCAAGGGAAUGCCCCAAAAGCAUGUAGUAGAAGCACUAUUAAAUAACCAGAGAGCCAAAACAGGACAGAAGCUAAAGGGUCUAACCAUCAAAAGUAAACUAAAAGCAAAUGCAGAACCUCCUAGCCCUAAUCCUGCAAAAAGCAGUGGGAUUGAUCAGCGAAGGAUUUCUACUUCUCCACAGUUAUCACCCAAGCUUCUCAUAAAGAAAGCAUCAGUGCCCCAUAACAUGCCUACAAACACAGAACCUGGCAAGAGCUUUUCAACAGCCUCAAAGGCUCUUAAAUCAGAGCAUGAAAAUAAGCUAUCUUUACUUGCAUGUAAAGAAACAUUUUCCCCCUUGCUGAAUGGUGACAACAGCCCAACGCAGAGUAGUGACACUAAAACCAAUGGCAAUGGUGAGCUAAAUGUUAGUGGGGAAUCAGAACACCAGAGGGGAUGUGGAAAGCAAAAAGAAAGGCCAGCUUCAGUGCAGUGUGAAGAAAAAGGUGAUAAGACAAAUGGUGAUAGUUCUAAAACAAAAGAAGAUCAGUUCGAAGUAACCAUGUCUCCUAAUGGUACACCAAAAAGUGAGCAUGCAAAAAAGAGAGUAGAGAAUCAUGGAACAGGUCUGAACUUGAUAAAUAGUUAUUAUGGGGAAGGCAACAUGAAGCCAUUCGGUCCUCACAUCAUAGGAGUAUCUGACAAGGACUCUUCCUCAUUGAGGUCUUCCCCAAUUCAGCUGGAGCAGCCAGAAGGACAGGAAAUUCAACGCACUUGCAUUGAGGUGAGGCUCUCCUCCUCCUCCUCACUGGCACCAUCUUCACAGCUGCUGCUGUUGGAAAAGGCAGAAGGUAGCAAUAAAAAGAUCAGCCACUGGACCGAGGAGCUAGGGACUGCACAGUAUUUCACUAGAAUAGAUGCUGUUGGGAGUGGAAAUCUAUGCUGUGGAUCAAAACCAGUGUCAAGGACUUACUCAGUGCCAGCUCAGUUAUCAAGUCACCUGAGGGAAGAUGGUGCCAUUAUAGGUGUUCCAGCACACCAUAUGCAAGAUCUUCAGAGCCAUGUUGCAGGUGAAAAAUGCACCCAAAAAGAGCCAGGCAUGUUAAAAAUUGUCCAUUUAAAUAUGCUGAAUGGCCAGAGCACCCAGGGUGAAAGAGAACAGGCAUACACUUCCAAAAGUAUCCCAAAACCAAGCCUUGAGGAGCAGCCUUUUGCCAAUGAAAAUAGUUGCUCUGUUAUAGAUAAACAAAAACCUUUCAGAAGAAAUUAUUACUAUUAUGAACUGAACUGGCCACAUGACCCUACUUCAUCCUUCUCUGUCAAACAGCGGAUCAAAUCCUUUGAGAACCUGGCACACUUUGAUAGAUCUGUUAAAGCUGUAGACAUGCACUCCACCUCCAGCGGUUCUAAAUCACCUGUUGGCAGAAGAUCUUCUAGUGGUAUCACUUCCAUUGCCCCUGCCGGUCCAAGUGAUGCAGCGCGGGCACUGAGACGAAGUUUAAGUUCAUACAGCGAUGGUCAAAGCAACAUUCCACCAUCUCCACAGCUGACAAAAUCAUCAACAAAUAUAGACUUAGCCCAUGUGCAGAAGAAUUCAACAGAAGGCAGCAAAGAUGAUGCAAAUUUGAAGAAAAGCAAGGGUGAAGGUACUUCAGGGGAUCUGAAUGUCUUGCUUCCCCCCGUGUCCCAUAUGCGGAGAAGCAGAGGUCACUGCAGGCAGUUGAUGUCCCGUUCAAAGCUCAGGGAGCUCAGAGCACUGAGCAUGCCUGAUCUGGACAAGCUGUGCGAUGAGGACUUUUCAGUGGAACCUAAGACCACUCACUUCAAAACUGAACUGGAAAUUACACCUAGGAGGUCUCUUGGCCUGCCUGCUGAAAGUGAUGCAACUCAGAGUGCUUCUCCUGCCCUUUCCAACCUUGCAAAGUUGAACAGGCUAUCUUCCAGAGGAAGUGCUCCUUGGACCACUGGCUCAGGAGCUCCUGGCUCAGCAUCUGAUGAUGAAGUACCACGUGAUAGCUACCUGGGUCAGAAACACUCAGGAAGAAGUUGGUCAAUCAGCUUGGAUCAGCUCUUGGUCUCAACUCUGGACCAGCAGAAAUUGCAAUCUGUUUUGUCAUCAGUGAUGGCAAAAUGUGAUGUCAUCACUAUGCUCCAAGAAGUUAAAAUGCAAGCAGAGAACAAAGAAGACGCUUACUUUGUAGUCUUGAGUAAAGAAGAAGGAGCUGGCCUUGGGUUUAGUGUCGCUGGUGGAAUAGAUCUGGAACAGAAAUCAGUCGUAGUCCACAGAGUGUUUUCGAAGGGUGUGGCAUCUCAAGAAGGGACCAUUCAUCGAGGAGAUUUUGUUUUGUCAAUCAAUGGCAUGUCUCUUAUGGAUUCACUCCAUGGAGAUGUUCUGAAUGCUCUCCAUCAGGCCAGACUGCACAAAUAUGCAGUCAUUGUCAUCAAGAAAGAAAAAGACAGAGGAAAGGAUUCUUCCAGACUUGAAAUAACCGCUACUGGCAGAAGAUGCUUUGGGCCUGGAAAGGAUGUUACCCUGGAUAUAGGAGGAACAGGCCUAAAUAUGGAUAUAAAUGAUGUUGUGUGUAUCGAAUUAUUGAAAACCUCUGCUGGCUUGGGAUUCAGCCUUGAUGGUGGAAAAGCUUCAGUUUCUGGAGACAGACCUUUGCUUGUAAAAAGAAUAUUUAAAGGUGGUGCUGCAGAGCAAGCUGGAAAAAUAGAAGCUGGAGAUGAAAUUCUUGCCAUUAGUGGAAAGUCAUUACUUGGUCUCAUGCACUAUGAUGCCUGGAAUAUCAUUAAAUCUGUCCCAGAGGGACCUGUUCAGUUGCUUAUCAAGAAGCCUAGAACUUCAGUAUGACAGAAGCACUAUCAAGAAACCCACCUCUUUAAGGCAAAAUAUUCACCUGAACAAGCCCUUUCCAAACACGCUACCAGCUGUCCUUACAUUUUGAAGCUGUGUAGAAGUGGCUUAAUGCACUCCAGUGGAAUGCUUAAAGCAUCAGAAAAACAGUAUGCAAACAUGCAGGGUAUUAAAAAUAUUUAUCAAGGAUGUAAGAAGCCAAUCUCCAGGAGGAUCUUUGUGUCAGGCAGCAGUUCAAUGGACAUUCAGAAUCGUAAAGCAGAUUUUGAUUAAUAUUGUGCCUGUUCCUGACAUACUUCGUGUUUGCAGAUUUGGGGCAUAACUCAUUUGUUGCUAUCCUGUUAACAAGGAUGGGUAUAUAUAGACUGUAUAUCACUUAGCUAUAACUUGAUUUUAAUACACUUACUUGGGGUCCAGUCUUUAUUUGUUAAUAUAAGAGAAUGUCUGGAACAAUCUCACUUUAUUCUUCUAAAUACAGUUUUGCUAAAAAUGCAUGAUGAGAGAGAUAUAAUUUUGCACAACUUUGUAAAUCUAAAACACAAUCAUUUUAUCACAAAGCUCAAAAUCUGAAAAAAUAUGAACUCGCCACAGUUAAAUGAGCCCUCAGUGGCAUAUUGUUAUACUGGAAGAUCAGACGUAUUAAGGCAAUAGAACUCUGUGUGCAGACACUUGUUUCAGGAAGGAAAAUCUGUCCCAGUUGGCUGGUGAUCUAUCUAGGAUCAAGGGGAUGACAGCGGUUCAGAUUUACAACUUUAAAUAAGACAAGUAUAAAAAUUGCAAUCAGUGUUUCAGACUUGAGUUCCUUAAAUUAGGCAUUUAAAUAAAAGUAGGUUGAAUUUUUAGGUGUUUAGUACUCACUGAAUUCACUGGGUGCUAAGCACCUUUGUAAAUUGAGUCGCUUUUGUAUAGUUACCCAAAAAGGACUAUGGUUGCCUUACUUUAAACACUCAAGUCUGAAGAUUUAACACUUAAAUCUGAACUGGCCAUACUGGUGACUUUUAAUCUUUUUUUUUUUCCUCAAAUAUUUAUUUUUUGAUUGUGUGUGUGUGUGUGUGUGUGUGUGUGUGUUUGUUAUAAAUAUCGUUUGGACUGAGUGAGGAAUGGGCCAGCUGAUGAGGAUUUUGAUUUGUGGAAUUGUAACUUUAUAUGUAUAGAUCAUAACUCCUUAGAUAAAAUAUUAUAGACACAAUAAUACAGUAAUGGCUGCAGUGUCACAUGCACUUAUCUUUAAUUCCUCACCAUUCAAAGCAUGCACCCCUAGCAGGCUGUUUUGCUGUGUGUUAUUUAUACAGUGCAGUUUUAAGGGAAGAACAUGUACAAUAUAAGAGAUUAGAACAGACAAUUUAUUUCCCUGAGUUUGGGAUGACAAGCCAUACCAGUGACAAAACAAAAAUGGGGUGCCAUCCUUAACAGUGAGAAACUAGUUGUUUGGUCCACUAUCCUCAGGAUCUUGUAUUCAGACAAAAGAUUGGCUUGAAACCUAAGGUCUCAUCAACCUUAACUGAAGAGGCAUUCAAAAUCCAAACCAGGAGCCAAUUCAACACCUUGCAAAUGGCCCUUUUAUUUAUGAAGGGCCAGGGUCAUGGGUAGGUGAUAUGUUUAAAAAAUCUGGAGGUGCAUUUUGCAGUGGGAGCUGAGCCCUAGAUUAUACCAUAACCCAAUUUAUUUCUGUUUAUUCCAGCAGGUUCUAGUCAGUACUUCUAAACGAGUGAAGCAUUUUGGUUCAGUUUGUUUUCCUCACAAGUUGGGUAGAACAUAACUAGUGACAUGGGGAAGUAGAUACUGUUCUGGGUGGCAUCCAAAGAUUAGGUGAGCAGAAAAGUUGCACGAAAUAGAAAUAAUUAUAUCUUUAAUUUUUAUUUUCCCACUCCCAUAAACGUGCGCAUAUUUGUAUCCAAGGAGAGAGGUCUUUAUGGUUUUGGUGAAAAAAGUGCUGGACUUAGCUUUACAGCUGUUUUGCUUACAGAAACCAGAGGAGGUAUGAAGUGGCUGCAGAGUUGGAUCCACUGUGGCUACAAACAGAUGUUGCAUUUAUCCUGAGAUAAACCAUUUUAUCCUGGGAAAAGUGCAGGUGUUUAGUUAUCCAUGUCCAUUGUCCCGUGACAAAUCCUAAAAAGGUUUACGGGAUAAGAAGUACUAACAGUGUAUCUAUGAGCACCGUAAAGUAUGCCUAUACAUUGCAUCAUCCCUGGAUUGCAUCCUUGAAUUAGUAGCAGAAAAGUGUAUUUAGUCCCUCACUAAAUCCAGAUUAGAAGUGUGAUGUGUGUACAUGCCAAUUCUGGGAUGUUUCUGUUCCAGGCACAACUUGUCCAGGGACAAAUGUGCAACGUCUGUUUCUAGUCUACUCUGGAAUAGAUUCUGGAGGGACAGCCCCCUUCUCUUGCAUGGUGUUCAGUCAUCAUCUGUGGGAUCUGCACAUAUUUCCAGCCACAUGAAACUCAGUGUGGUCUCAGGGCCUAAAUUGGGAGGAACAUUUUUGUUUAAUUUAUAUUUAAAACCUGAGGGAGAAUAGUUGGUGAUAACAAUUAAACUGUGAGGCCUUCUUCAGGAAUAAUCCAACCUAAGAUAGUGAUAAAUAAAUAAUAUGUAUUAUAAAUACAUGAACAUGCAUGUUAAGUUUAAUACAGUAUAGUGAAUACAUACCGGCAUAUAUAUAUAUAUAUAUAUACAGUGCAGUACUGACGUUUUUCUAGUUUAAAAUACUAAACCACCCUUAUGUGUUAAGAAGCAGCAUUUUGUUUCAAUUCACCAUUUAAGAUUUACUAAUUCCAGACCAGAAAGUAUACAGAUUCCCCCACUCCUAAAUAAGUGUGACCUCAAAUAGGACGAGCUUUUAAAUCUUGUGCAUUCAACUUAAAGACUUUGAAGUGUGUCUUGAAAAUGAUACAUGGUGAAUAAUAGAAUUUUUCAGACACUUAUUUGCUGGUACUAUUCAUUGUGAGUGGUUUUGGAAAACUUUCAUUUUCACUAAAUUAAUACCAUACAGUUGCUUAUUUCAUAGGCACUUAAAGAUAUAUGUGGUGGGCAAAUAUUAAUAGCAAAAGUAAGUGGGAAUUUCUGUGUUUGUGAAUACUAAAUAAUAAGUAUAAUUUGAAGGAACGAUGACGUUUUAAUAUUUAAAAAUAUGAUGGCCUAUUAACAUGUUCUAGAUAGAUACCGACCUCUAGUGAUGUGUAUUUUUUUUUUUGAUGUAGUAAUUACUUUUUAACCCUGACUUAUUAGAUGAUGUGAUCAUUUUUCUUGCCAAAAAUGUGAUUUCUUAAGUAAUAGGAAAUGGAAGAUCUCACUGAUGGUACUACCAAAGUUGAAAUUAUUCCAAUAAAAUUUCUGGGCAAAUGUAUUGAAAUAAUAUUCCCCAUAAAUUCCUAUGUCCCAUAAUAUGAAAUUUGCUUUGGUAAGGCAAGAGUGGAGAAAACUGUCAGCUAUAAUGAACUUUUUCACAGCAGCUGGUAAAAAUAAAGUCCUGCGAUUGUCUGAAUGUAGAAUAAGAAUAUAUGAAUGGUUUUAUGUGGGAAAACAUGGAAUUAUAAGGUAUUCAAGUGUUUCAAAGAAAACGGACAGAACAGGUAACAGGCAGGUACUACAGCAUACACCUAUAACUAGGGCUCUACUCAAUUCACAGUUUUUGUGGAAAUUGUGAAAAAGGUGGUUUCUGCCAUCAUUAUGAAAACUGGCAUUCACCCUCUGCUGCUGAUUGAUCAAGAGGGCUGCCUUUUGUGUGGCCCCGCCCCUCUCUGCCACUCGGCAGCGAGGGGCGGGUCUGCAUAAAGGGCAGGCUUCUCAGCCAGUCAAUAGCGAGGGGCAGGGCAACCGGGGCCCCUCCACCAGUCAGCACAAGGGGUCUCCCUGCAAAAAGACUUAAAAAAUGGUGCUGGGUGCUGCGAGUGGUCUGCAAUUUUUACUUCUCCUUCAUGUGCUUUAAGUAGAUCCCUACCUAUGACUAGUCUCUAGGAGCAGGUGACUUGACUGUACUUUUCCUUGUCAAAGUCUAUUUUUUUUCUAUAUUUAAUUAGAAACUAUGUUACUCAUUUAGGAACCUGGUGAUGCUAAAAUGAGCCAUGGAGAUUCCUUGAGUAACUUUGCUGUCACAGGCACAGGUGCCCCUUGCUAUUCUAUUUAUUCAUGAUGUAGGAAAGGAUUUUGAAGAGCCCUAGAUUCUCUGGGCCACCUUCUGGUCUCAGACCAGUGUUAAUUCAGGAUAUCCCUUUUGAAGGCAGGAGAGGUUUUCACCAAUGGGGAGCUAGUGUGAAAGCAGAAUCAGUCCCAACGUGUGUGUCCGUCCAGCUGUAAGAUAAAGAAUGGGACCAUAGGAUUCAGAGAUUCAAUGUCUGUAUGAUCAAGGAACCAAGCCCCUCCCCUGCAGCUGAGCACUAACGAGUGAGGAAAGAUUCAGAAUGCUCCCAAGGCCUCACUCUCAUGGAUAAGCCUUGGUUUUUACCUUGAUCUUGGCUAAUUGAAGGCCUGUCCCCAAGCUACUGCUUCUGUAUACAAGUAAUGGU
Molecule: messenger RNA, 13018 nt
Organism: Alligator sinensis (Chinese alligator)
Lineage: Eukaryota; Metazoa; Chordata; Crocodylia; Alligatoridae
Gene: PDZD2
Product: PDZ domain containing 2
Molecular function (GO): protein binding
Source: RefSeq, a predicted model, not a curated record